This is a messenger RNA of Oryctolagus cuniculus (rabbit), 8860 nucleotides long. The record is from RefSeq and is a predicted model, not a curated record. Lineage: Eukaryota; Metazoa; Chordata; Mammalia; Lagomorpha; Leporidae.
CGAGCUUCUCCCGCCCCUCGCCGGUCUCCUCCCUCUGUUGAAAGCUGCCCGGGAAAGUGGUGGCGGGAGCGGGCCGGGCCCGAGCGCGGCGUGGGUCUGGGCGCGUGUUGCCGGCCGUGGGGGCAGGUGGGAGGUUGGGUUUGAGCGCCAGAGGCUCGCGGUGUGGACGCUGCGGGGUUGCGAGGCUGGCGCGGGUGUGCAGGUGUUAGGGCCGGCUCCGCGGUGGGCCGCCGCGGGGCUGAUUCCGUCGGUCACUGGCUUUUCUUCUCUUCCGGUCCGGGCCUCAGGGUGGCCAACAUGACGGCCCCGGGUCGGAGCCCCCUGGCGCCGCUGUUGGAGACGUUGGAGGACUCUUCCGCCUCCCCUGGAGAGCAGACUGACGCUUAUUUGGCUUUGACCAGUCGUAUGACUGGAGAAGAAGGAAAAGAAGUCAUUACAGAAGUUGAGAAAAAAAUUCCUCGGUUGUACAAAGUUCUAAGGACUCAUAUUUCAAGUCCAAACUUGGAGCUGAGUAGUGCUGCUCUACAGGCCUUGGGGUUUUGCUUGUAUAAUCCUAAAGUUACCUCAGGAUUAUCAGAGGCAAAUAUUCAGGAACUGCUUUCCAAAUUAAAUGAUAUUGUUAAGAGUUCGGACAAAAAUGUACGUACCAGGGCACUUUGGGUCUUAUCCAAGCAGACGUUUCCUACUGAACUUGUUGGCAGAGUGGUAUCCAAUAUAAUUGAUUCAUUAGAAAUAGUAUAUAAUAAAGGAGAGAUACAUUCUGCCAUUGUUGAUUUUGAAGCAUUAAAUGUUAUCAUAAGGCUAAUUGAACAAGCCCCAGUUCAAAUGGGAGAAGAAUCAGUGAGAUGGGCCAAACUAGUUAUACCGUUAGUAGUUCAUUCAGCACAAAAGGUACAUCUACGGGGUGCAACUGCUUUGGAGAUGGGAAUGCCUUUGUUGCUCCAGAAGCAACAAGAAAUAGCAUCUAUUACAGAGCAGCUUAUGACUACUAAAUUAUUCUCAGAACUCCAGAAGCUAUUUAUGAAUAAAAAUGAGACCUAUGUAUUAAAAUUAUGGCCUUUGUUUGUCAAACUUCUUGGAAAGACCUUGCAUCGAAGUGGAAGCUUCAUCAAUUCUUUAUUACAGCUGGAAGAACUAGGAUUUCGUAGUGGAACACCUAUGAUUAAAAAAAUAGCUUUUAUUGCAUGGAAGAGCUUAAUAGAUAAUUUUGCUUUAAAUCCGGAUAUACUUUGUAGUGCAAAAAGACUCAAGUUGUUGAUGCAGCCUUUGAGUUCCAUCCAUGUGAGAACAGAAACUCUAGCAUUAACUAAACUAGAAGUGUGGUGGUAUUUAUUGAUGAGACUGGGACCUCAUCUUGCUGCUAAUUUUGAACAGGUUUGUGUGCCUCUUAUUCAGAGCACAAUAAGCAUCGAUUCUAGCACUUCCUCUCGUGUAGCUACUUCUCCUGGUAUGAGUCCUAUGACUCCUGUAACCAAAGGUGCUUCCACUUACGGAGUUCCUGUGACUCCCCGGAUGAACUUGAUCUCAAACUUAGGUGGAAUGGCCGCAAUUCCUUCCAUUCAGCUUUUGGGACUUGAGAUGUUACUUCAUUUUUUGUUGGGUCCAGAAGUCUUGAAUUUUGCUAAGCAAAACAAACUUGUUUUGAGCUUAGAGCCACUUGAACAUCCCUUAAUCAGCAGCCCUUCUUUUUUCUCCAAACAUGCAAAUAUACUUAUUACUGCUGUUCAUGAUAGCUUUGUUGCAGUUGGAAAAGAUGCUUCUGAUGCAGUUCUCAGUGCUAUCUGGAAAGAGCUGAUUGGCUUGGUCAAGUCAGUUACUGAAUCAGGUAACAAAAAAGAGAGACCAGGUUCUGAGGUUUUGACUGUUUUACUAAAAUCUUUGGAAGGCAUAGUGAAGUCAGAAGUAUUUCCUGUUUCAAAAGCAUUGAUCCUCAUGGAAAUUGCGGUUAAAGGACUUCCCCAGAAAGUAUUAGGUUCACCGGCAUAUCAGGUUGCUAAUAUGGAUAUUCUUAAUGGAACUCCAGCAUUGUUCUUAAUUCAGUUAAUUUUCAGUAAUCUUCUGGAGUGUGGUAUAGCAGAUGAAAAGUUUUUUCUCAAUCUGGAAACACUUGUAAGCUGUGUGCUUUCUGGUCCAACUUCACCACUGGCUUUCAGUGACUCUGUUUUAAAUGUUAUUAAUCAAAAUGCAAAGCAGUUGGAUAACAAGGAACAUCUCUGGAGAAUGUGGAGUAUUAUAGUCACCCCAUUAACUGAAUUGAUUAAUCAGACCAAUGAAGUGAAUCAAGGUGAUGCCUUAGAACAUAAUUUUAGUGCCAUCUAUGGUGCAUUGACUUUACCAAUAAACCAUAUUUUUUCAGUACAGAAAUUUCCAGUGGCUACAGUGAAGACCUUACUUAAAACUUGGUCAGAAUUAUAUAGAGCAUUUGCCCGCUGUGCAGCUUUGGUGGCAACAGCAGAAGAGAAUUUGUGCUGUGAGGAACUUUGUUUCAAGAUAAUAUCCAGUAUGGAAGAUGAAGACUUUAUAAAUUUGUUGUUUUUGGAUAGGAUCGUUCAUGUUAUUACUGUUAUGGUUGAUUGCAUUGACUUUUCACCGUAUAAUGCUAAAUAUCAGCCCAAAGUUAAAUCACCACAGAGACCUUCAGAUUGGUCCAAAAGGAAGAAGGAGCCCCUAGGGAAAUUGGCUUCUUUAUUUAAACUUAUUGUGAGAGUGAUCUAUUCUUUCCACACUCUGAGCUUCAAAGAAGUACAUUCUGAUACUCUGCUGGCUAUUGGCGUCUCAGUCACCAACAUUAUUUCCAAUGUGCUUGGACAUAUUUCUUUACCUUCUGUAAUCCGAAAAAUAUUUGCAACUUUAACAAGACCUCUGGCAUUAUUUUAUGAAAAUGCAAAGCUUGAUGAAGUUCCUAAAGUUUAUGGUUGUCUGAACAACAAGUUAGAAAAGCUACUAGGAGAAAUUAUUGCAUGUCUGCAGUUCAACUACUCUGGAACUUAUGACAGUGAAUUUCUUGAGCAACUCUCCCCACUAUUACGCAUAAUAUUUCUGCAUAAGAAUAAACAGAUUCGCAAACAGAGUGCUCAGUUCUGGAAUGCCACAUUUGCUAAAGUGACAACAUUGAAUUAUCCUGAAGAGUUAAAACCAAUACUGAGACAAGCCAAACAAAAAUUUCUGCUGCUUUUACCUGGUUUGGAAAACGUUGAAAUGAUGGAGGAAUCCAGUGGGCCAUUUUCAGAUGCAACAGAAAAUUCACAGUUAAAUCUGAAGAUAAGUGGCAUGGAAAGAAGAGGAAGUGGAAAAAGAGAUUCUUUGUUGUCACAAACAAAGGAUAAGAAGGAAAACAUGAAGCCAUCAGGCAAACUGAAAUUAGAUUCUUCAUCUUCAAAAGUAAAGAAUGACAUGCCUUUAGAAGAAGAAAAAUCUACUGAUUUUGUGUUUAUCUCUCCAGAAGAAAAUGAAGCGAAGGAAAGAAUCUUAACUGAACAUCAAAAAGAAGUACUCAAAACAAAGCGAUGUGAUAUUCCUGCAAUGUAUAAUAAUCUGGAUGUUUCACAAGAUACCUUCUUAUCUAGUCAGUACAGUCAAGAAGAGUCUAUGGAAAUUUCUACUUCUACCAAAAAAUCAAAGGAAGAUUCCAAGAUAAUGAUUAAGGAGGAGCAAAUAAAGAGUGACAUUGUCAGUUCUCAAGAUGUGAUGGAAAACUGUGGUAUGGAUGAAAAUCUUCAAAACACUCCCCUUUCAAAUAAUGAAUCUGGUUCUGUUGAUGAAACCAAUCCAAAAAUGUUGAACAUUAAUGAUGCCAAAAAAAGAGCUUUAAUUUCAUCGAAGCCCACAACUGAAUGUACAUCUAAAACAGACAACUCCUCUGUUGCCAGCAGUAGCUCCAUUUCUAGCACUACUAUGUCUGGAACUCCUCCACAGCCUACAAGUCGGAGACAAACUUUUAUUACCUUGGAGAAAUUUGAUGGUUCAGAAAAUAGACCUUUUAGCCCUUCCCCAUUGAAUGAUAUGUCAUCACCUGUUACAGUGAGAAAUAAUCAAGAAUACAUGAGUAAAUCAGACAGUGUAUCAAAGACAAAGAAAAGAGAAAUGACUCUUUCACAAUGUGACUCUGAAAAAAUAGUGAAUGGAAUUAAGAGAUCAGGCCGCAGAUGUAGUAAAGCUGAACAGUCGGGGAAUAAAAGAUCUAAGCCCUUAGUGAGGUCUAAUCAGGAGAAAAAUACUCAGGAAUCUGAAGGCAUAAUAGCUUUAGAAAAUAACCCAGCUUGUUUGCUUAAUCAAACCGAGUGUGUGUCAGAUAAUCAGACUCAUCUUUCUGAGUAUACAGUAGAAUAUGAAGAUGCAAAGCUUAAACCAACAGUAGAAAAUGUUGUAUUAUUAGAAAACAGUACUGUAGAAGAGAGAAGCACAGAGACUAAUUUAGAUUCCAAAGAAAAUACACCCCCAGCAGUAAUACCAGCAGAUCAGAUGGUAAAUGAGGAUAGUCAGGUUCAGAUAACUCCAAAUCAGAAAACACUUAGGAGAUCAUCAAGACGACGCUCAGAAAUAUCUGAGUCUACCACUGAUAGCCAAGAUAAAGAAAACAGUCAGAAAAGGGAAAGACGUAGUAAAGAAGAAGAAAAAAUUCUGCAGAAGAGUCCAUUUCAUGUUAAAGUUGAUGUGUCACCUAAGCAAAAACUGACUUCAGAACAAACUGUACAGGAAAAUUUAAUUGAGAAAGACAAUUUACUUGAGAAGACUUCGGGAGAAACCAGUGCUAAUGGUGAAAUUGACCAGAAUAAAAGAAAGUCAGACGUUGAAAAUAUUGCUUCUGAGGGAGAUGGUUCCCAGGACAUUGCAGAUAAGUCCUCUGAUAAACCAUUAAGGGGGCGAACACGUUAUCAAACAAGAAGAGCAUCUCAGGGUUUGCUUUCCAGCAUUGAAAACUCAGAAUCUGAUAGUUCUGAGGCAAAGGAAGAAGGCUCUAGAAAGAAGAGAUCUGGGAAAUGGAAAAACAAAGGCAAUGACAGUGUUGACAUUGAAGAUCAAGAAGAAAAAACAGUAAAACAAGAAUGUAUGAAAGUUGAAAAUCAGACAUAUGAUUGUAAAGCAAGUUCAGAAGUUGAUUCAGAUAUAAAAUCUCAGAUUUCUGAAAAAGGUGACAGUACUAUAAUGCUUCAAGAUUCUACAGUAUCUUCAGAUUUAUUGCAUAUUUCUGAUGAUGUACCCAAUACUCAUGAAGGGAAAAGUAAAACUACCAAAUGUGAAGAAUAUUACCUUACAAGCCCACCUGUGCCAGAAUCAAAUCUGAGGACUAGAAAUGCCAGUAAAAGAUUACAUAAGCGAGAUUCUGUUGAUGAUAACACUAUGGGAGAAUCCUCAAAAACUGGGACACCAGACAUUCCUUUGCUUUCUGAAAAAAGUCUACAAACCGUUGAAUGCCAACAUAAGAGAAGCAGGAGGGUGAGGAAAUCUAAAGGUUGUGAUUGCUGUGGGGAAAAGUCACAGUCUCAGGAAAAGUCAGUCAUUGGGUUAAAGAAUACAGAAAAUGAUGAAAAGAUUAGUGGGAUAAAAAAGAUUGAUGUACAAACAGCUGUAACUUUAUCAGAAACUUCUCAUCUGUAUUCUGAAGCAAAAUUUGUUGAUGAGCAUCACAGUGUGAAUUUUCAUUUUGAUCUCAAGGAGGAGAAUGAUACUGGUAAUGACUUACUAGUUGUACCUGAAACUGACUUGAAAGAAAGUGUUAUUCAAGAAUCUCUUCCUUCUCAAGUAAAUUUUGAAGAGAGCGAUAACAGUGUUUCCAUUGAAGUGAAAAAUGUUGAAAGCCAAGAGCCAGCUAAUAAAAAAUUUAGAUCUGUUGGACCAUGUAUAGGUGAUCCCAAGAACAUUCAACAGGAAUGUUCCCCUUUUGAAACUGAAGAAAAACUGGAAGGUGCCCCCCAAAAAGAGUCAACCAUUGUUAAUGACAAGAAUUCAUAUAAAGUAAUGGUAGACUCUAAUCCAGAGGAAAUGGAAGCUAUGAAAUUGGAUGGAGAAAAUGAAAAACUUGAAGUUAGUUCCUCUGAGCAAGAGAAUGCCAAAGCUGAUUUGGUUGGAAAGGCAGCAGUAGCAGAAAAUAGUGAACGAAGUGAUGAAUCGGAACCAGACAGAGCUGAGAUACUGAAUACUGAAAAAACUGCAGCUGAGGAAUUUAAUGUGAGUAUUGAUCUUUCUGAGAAUACACACAUAAAACUGGAUGCUCAAAACAAGACUCCUGAACAAUCAGUUGUUGACGUAGGUGGAGGAAGGGAUGAAUCUAAUCAAGGCUCAUCUGAAGAGAUAAAUGCCAACCUGGGCAGCUGUGACGAAGCAGUGAUCAGUGAUGUGAAUGCUGAAACUGACCAUGUCAAGGAAAUGGAGGACAGAGACAUGAUUAUGAAAAUCUCUAAGCCUGAAGAAGCUGAAAUAAAGAGGUUGAAUGUAGAAACUGAUGCUGUUCCUGAUGCACUUGAAAUGAAUGCUAAGGAACAAAAGGUUGACUCUGAGAAAACAGAAACAAAUAAUGAACUUGAUAAACUUGAACAAACGAAAUCAGAUGACAAUCAAAUGGUCCUGGAAAAUGAUACUUUACAGGAUGUUCAUCACACUUCAAAGAAAGUGGAGGAACCAUUACAUUCCUUGACAUCUGAAGCUGUUGUCUCUGAACUGAUAAGAGAAGACAAUAAUGUGUCUCCUCAAAAAUUAAGGGAACUUGAUCCUUUACUUAUGUCAGCAAAUGAAAGUCCAAGUGGCAUGCAGACUCGUUGUGUGUGGUCUCCUUUGGCUUCUCCAUCCACCAGCAUUUUAAAGAGGGGACUAAAAAGACCUCAAGAGGAUGAAAAUUCAUCACCUGUUAACAAGGUUCGCCGUGUCUCCUUUGCAGAUCCAAUAUACCAAGCAGGAUUGGCAGAUGACAUUGAUAGACGAUGCUCUGUUGUUAGGUCCCAUCCUUUAAAUAACUCUCCCAUUGCAAAAAGUGUUAAAAUUUCACCCACUGUACAAUCUAAGCAUAAUACCACUUCAACCAAAGGAUUUCUGUCCCCAGGAUCACGUAGCCCUAAAUUUAAGAGCUCAAAGAAGUGUUUAAUUACAGAAAUGGUGAAAGAAUCUGUGCCAUGCCCAACAGAAAGUGUUUACCCAGCAUUGGUGAACUGUGCAGCACCAGUUGACAUCAUUUUACCUCAGAUUACAUCAAACAUGUGGGCAAGAGGCCUGGGACAACUUAUUAGAGCCAAGAAUAUAAAAACAAUUGGUGAUUUGAGUACUCUUACAGCUUCAGAAAUAAAAACUCUUCCUAUCCGUUCUCCAAAAGUGUCUAAUGUAAAAAGGGCACUCAGAGUAUAUCAUGAGCAACAGGUGAAGUCUCAUGGAUUAGAAGAGAUUCCAGUUUUUGAUAUUUCUGAAAAAACAGUAAAUGGAAUAGAAACUAAAUCUUCAGAUGAUGAAAGACUUGCUUCAGAUUUGGCUGAUCCUGUUACUUUAGAAACUCCAUUUUCUAAAAAUCUUAUGGCACAAAUUAGUGCUCUUGCUCUUCAGUUAGAUUCAGAAGAUCUCCAUAAUUACUCAGGAAACCAGCUAUUUGAAAUGCAUGAGAAACUUGGUAGUAUGGCAAACUCUAUAAUAAAAAAUCUGCAGUCACGUUGGAAGUCAUCAGCCCAUGAAAAUUCUAUUUAGUAUUUCAAGAGAACUGAAGCCUCACUGGAUUUCUUCUUGAUUGACUAAGUUCAGAAGUAUAGCACAAUUUCAAAGAGACUAUUGCAAAGAUGGUAAUGUUUCAAAACACUGAGGGGCAAUAUUUUAUUAUGUAAGUUAGAUUUGUAAUUUCAUUAUGUGUCCCCCCCCCCCCCCCAUGUAAUUUUCCUGGCUGCUGUGCUGUUUUCAAACUUCAGUAUCUUACCAAGAUGUGAAACUAGAAACAAAAGUAUAGAUGUUUUGCACUUUCUUCAACUCAUGCAUAUUCUAGUGAAAUAUGUAAUACUGAAUGCUUUAAGUAAAAUUGAAACAUUUUUGAAUUUUUGCUGAACUAAUUGUACAAAUUAUUUGUAUUUGUGGUGAAAUUUAGGAAAUUGUUCUUUGAAAAGCACCUCAAAUGGGAUGUAAUUGAACUGUACUUUUUUCUUAAGAUAACAACUUAGGACAAUUUAUGAGGAAAAAUACCAGAAGUUUUAAUUUCUGAGGGCAAAAUAUUCAAAAUAUACUAAGAUUUCAUUGAUUAGCAAACAUUGUGCAGCAAAAGUUGCCUGUGAAAAUUUACUCUUUAGACGAUAGUAUUCAUUUUUAAAUGCACAAAUUUGUACAUUAUGUAUAGAUGACAAUAUUUUUAAUUUAUAAAUUUCAGCCUUCGUUAAUUGCAUGAAUUUUCUGCAGCUUCUGUGAAUACAUUGGUUUGUUUGACAGAUACAUUUUGUAUAUAUUUAAAACUGAAGUAUCAGUAGACAGAAGUGCUUCAUGGGCUUGCUGCAGAUACUUGUAGUAUUCUGUAUCUACAAAUAAAAUAGCACAUAGUUUUUUACUUAGUUAACAGAUGAGUUUAUUUUUUAAGGUAACUAGAAUGACUAAAAUUACCAAAAUGAGAAAAUGUUACAUGACAACCUUGCUAUUCAUAUGCUUAACAUUUUCCCCCCUUUUUGGUUUGGAAGAAGAUAUCACCCACUAGAAAGCGUGCCUCGUUAAAUUUCUUCUUAAUGGAGAGUUAGUUUGACUAUUGUCAUUGCAGGUUGGACUAUAAGAAGUCUAAAAUUUAUCUGCUAUUGUCAUUUAUACCUAAAAACUUGAAAAAAGUUAAAUUGUUCUUUUAUAUAUGUAUGUUUUGCCUGGUUUAAAAAAAUAGGGUGUAUAUAAUUAAAACAUUUUAAGUUUUAUCAACCUA